This is a messenger RNA of Diorhabda sublineata, 5374 nucleotides long. It is a transcript of the gene ArfGAP3, whose product is annotated as ADP-ribosylation factor GTPase-activating protein 2. The coding region runs from base 89 to 1747 and encodes 552 amino acids. The transcript is spliced from 10 exons. Gene Ontology annotation, molecular function: GTPase activator activity. Lineage: Eukaryota; Metazoa; Arthropoda; Insecta; Coleoptera; Chrysomelidae. The record is from RefSeq and is a predicted model, not a curated record. Gene Ontology annotation, biological process: COPI coating of Golgi vesicle.
AUUCAACGUCAACCAGAAGUCAGAAUUGUAGUGAAAGUGGUAGAAAUAACACUAUAUUUGUAUUUCAAUAUUUGAAUUUUAUGAAAAAAUGGAUUAUCAACCUACCAAAGAAGAUAUAGAAGCAGUAUUCAAUAGAUUACGAUCAAUUCCUGCCAAUAAGGCUUGUUUUGACUGUAAUGCCAAAAAUCCAACAUGGGCCAGUGUCACGUAUGGUGUUUUUAUCUGUAUAGAUUGUUCAGCUGUUCACAGGGGGCUGGGGGUACACUUAACGUUCGUUAGAUCUACACAAUUGGAUACUAAUUGGACUUUGUUACAACUAAGACAAAUGCAGUUGGGUGGUAAUAGUAAUGCUUUACAGUUUUUCAGUCAACACAAUUGUAAUACAAAUGAUGCUCAGAAGAAAUAUAAUUCUCGAGCUGCCCAACUUUAUAGAGAAAAACUCAGCCAAGCUGCAGCAAAUUCAUUGAAGACCACUACCCAAUCUACACCAUUGAAAUCCAGUGCAUUCUUCUUAGAGGAAAAUAAACAGCUGCAUGUUCAUCCACAACCUCAACAAAAAUCAGAAGAAAAGGAAGCAGACUUUUUCUCACAACAUGAAAAUUUCAAACAUCAAGAAAGUUCACUUCAAUCACAAUCGAAUGUUGAUCAGUCACAAGUUGAAUAUAUUAAACCAGCAGCACAAUUGAACCCAGGAGAAGGACCAAGUGUUGACUUUUUAAUGGCAAGUAAUACACCAGUCGAACCAAGAAAAUCUGCAAUCACUGCCAGAAAACCUGCUGCCAAAAAGUCUUCGUUAGGCGCAAAGAAAACUGGCUUAGGUGCAACAAAAGUGAAAACAAAUUUUGCUGAAUUAGAAAGAGAAGCUGAAUUGGCUGAAGAACAACGAGCCAAAGCAGCAGAAGAAGCUUUCAAAAUUGCUGCUCUUACAGCAAAAGAACAAGAAGAAAAAGAAGCAACUAUGAGAUUAGUAUACAAGGAUAUUGGUGUUCAGCAGCAAAAGAAGGAAGAACAGUUAAGACGAGAGGACCCUAAGAAAGCUGAACAGCUGGAGAGACUUGGAAUGGGUAUUGGAGCAAGAACUGGUGUGAGUCAUUCAGCAAUCAAUGACAUGCAAACCAUAGAACAAGAAAAUAUACAAUCCACUAGCAGUACAUUAACUUCUCUAGGCAAAUUACGAUUAGUUGAUAAUGAUAAUUUCAUGGAAGAUUAUUUAUAUGGAAAUGGAUUAAAUAUGAAUAGGAAUUCGAAUAGUUACGGAAUCUUAGUUUCAUCUCAGUUCGAUUUGGAUGAAAGGACAAAGAGUAAAAACAAUAAGGAUAGUUGGGUUAUAAUUGACGAUCCACCAGAGAAGCCUAAACCAAGUUCUUAUGAGAAUGAUAGGGAUCGUGACCGCAUUCUUGACAAACCCACUAGUCACAUAGCUACAUCUAGUAGUAGUAGUGACGAAGCUCAAAAGAAAUUUGGUAAUGCCAAAGCAAUAUCGUCCGACCAAUUUUUUAAUGACAAUUCCUCAGAAUAUGAAGCAAAGGCGAAUCUAAGCAGAUUUCAAGGUUCCUCCAGUAUAUCUUCUGCAGAGUUUUUUGGAAAUGGAAAAGAUAAUACUCACCCUAGUAGUCAUGUUCAGAUGUAUGAUAUAGAUGAUGUUAAAGAAAGUGUCCGACAAGGUGUAACAAAAGUCGCUGGAAAAUUAGGAUCUAUGGCGAAUGAUUUGAUGUCUUCAUUGCAGGUAAAUAAAUUGUGUCUUUGAUUGUUUGCAGCUUUUUUCACCUGAUAUAAGCAAUAUUUAUGAGAAAUUGGGCUUCAACAAACCAGGAUUGAUCCAACUAUUUAUCUAAAAUUUAAUUCUGGUUAUUUGACUGGGAAAUGAUAUGCUGAUAGAUAAGAAAUGUUUUAAACAGAACAAUAUAAAACAGUCGUAGAAUAAGAGGAUUCAAUUCAAUUUCAUGUAUUUUGUACACGCUAUUAAUGGGUAUUUGGUCAACUCAUUACCUAGUUGUAUCUAGUUUGUUGUUUCCCCAUUUGGCCGUGACAAUGUUUAUUUAUUUAUUUACACCACUAUACAGCCCGAGGACCAAUUAAAAGGUGGGAAAGACACAUAUAUAAUUACAGUUGUAAAUUACACAAUGGUACAUUUAGAUGAAGUGUAAAUAACAUAAACACAAAAAUACGAAAAAAGUAAGUACUUCUAGAAUUCCAUGAUAAAUCUGUCAAAUAUGAAUAAUGAGAAAGUUAGAGAACAGUAGAAAUUUUCUUUUUUUGUGUUAGAAAUAGUGCUGCAAAACAUAUCCAGAUAGUUCUGCAUAUGACAGUGAUAUUGAUUCAUUCGAUAUAAAGGAGAAAAUUUGAGAACUUUAGUUCUAGCAACUGGAAACUGGAAUAAAGAGUGUGACUGGGUGGUAACUCGAGGAGUAUGUAUUCUUGAAAGACCUAGCAAUUCUUGACAGUCAAUUUUAUUCGUCACAAUUUUGUGAAGGAAUAUCAAGGAAGAGCACAUGCAUCUAGUCCCUAGAUCUUUUAAUUUAAUGCGUUGUAACAGUGUGUUUUGAGAUAUUCCUUGAUAGUCUUUCCAUAUUCAAGAGUAAAUAGAUGAUUGAUAAAUAAAACGUCGUAAAGUGCCAUUUAUAUUAAUGGUCUUCACUUUCAUUGCCUGUACUACCUAAUAUAUGAAAAAUUUCAUAUACUAAUUUAUAACAAUCUAUAAAAGAAUUGAAUUUGCAAAAGAGAAUGUUCACAAACAACAUUGGCUACAAAUAGCAUUCCGGAUCUCAUCUGGAUUCCAAUAAAGCAUCACAUAAAAAUAUCAGUUCUAUUUAAUGAGAUUUCAAAUUCAUAUAUAUAAUUUUUCAUUUACAGGAACGUUAUGGUUACUAGCAUUUCAUAGAUGAAGAACUGGAGAGAUUGGCACAUUUGCAUACUUCGUAAAUUUGUUCAAAAAUCGUUUUUUGAUAAAUUUAUUAAGAUUAAAUGUGCCUUAAUGAUACAUAUAAUUUAUAUAUAGUAGUGAAAAAAAUUUCUAAAAAAUAUUGGAACACAAUUGUCGGUUUUGAUAUAAUCAUUGGAAGUUUAUAUAUCAAAAACAAUACUUACCUUCCUUUAAAACACUUUGUAUCAUAAGUAUCCACUAAAUUUCUUCAUUCAACCCCUAUUAUUUUUAUUUAGAGAUGCUAUUUUCUUUCAUACAAAUACGCUUCUCGUACGAUAUCUUUGAAAUUUUAGGAUUUCUUUGCACUUCAAACCUUAAAAAUAAUAUUUAUUGCAUACAUAACAACAUUCUAUUUUACAUAAAGAAAGUAUUUAAUGAUAGAAUUUAAUUCACCUAAUUUUACAACGAAGCCAUUGAAUAACAACGCUCAAUUAUUGGAAAACACAUUUAUAAGAUAAACAUUUAUAGUUAUAAAUUGUUACUAUAAACAAAUUGUGCACAUAUUACUAAUGUUUUCACUAAGUAAUUAUUGCAAUUUAGUAUUAUAAUAACAUUUAAAGAUAUUUUUAAAUCGGUGUUCACUGUUAUUGUCAAUAUUUUACUUAAUCAUAUUGUUGGCAGGGUGUUCUACAAUGAGCUAAGGCGAGAUGUUUAUCAAAAAUGACUGCCAAUAUUUUUCUGAAAAUUUAUGUAUGAGCAUGUUUCAGAUACGAUAUUUUCAGUUGUCCACAACCUCUGGUACUGGGAGCAGAACUUUUUUUUGUGUAUACUUUUAUUUUUAGUUGCAAUUUAGAAAUCUAUGAUGAAUUUUAAUAUCUUAAUAAAAACAUCUCCAUAAGGUUACAUUUUCAUUCAUUUUUUAUAAAAUUUGACAGAUCAAAAAAAUGUUAAAAACGACAGUCAGAUGAAAAGUAUUAGAAUUUACAUGAAUAACACCUAAAUUUCCUAAAUCUUUUCUAAAAAAAUAGAACUGAGUGUUUAGAAAUUGUAGAAUUAUGUCAGAGAAUUCUGCACUUAUAAACAGGGGAAUUUAUGUUUGCCAUCCAGUGUCUAAAGUAUAAAACGGAUUAUUUGAAACUUAUUAGGUAUCUAAAUUAUCUUUUUUGGAAUAAUCGACAAGAAACAAAUGCAGAAUGUCUACAAAUAAUAUUUAUGGAAAAUUUGAAAUGGUGAUUGAAGGACGACGCGAAAUCUCUGAUAUUUGUAUAGAGCUAAGCACACUCGUGACAUCAUAACGUAGAUCAUUCACAAACAAUAUUAAAGAACAGUUUGUUAAAAAGCAAUAUGAAAAUAUUUUACAAGUCCACUUAGCUCAUUACGGUAGACCCUGUAAAUCAUGCACAUUUGAUAACAAAAAAUACAAAAUUUCGAGUCUUAUCAAACUCAUAACCCCUUAAUUUACAUGUCAAAUAUUAGAAAAAUCUUUUAUGCCCACUUGCACUGAAAUCUCUAAUUCACUGUUUAAAAUAAGGAUGUUAAAGUUAAGACAGCGGCUUAAAUCAUAAUCGUUUCCACCGUAAUUUAUGCGACUCAGGUUAUGUCACCGAUUUUGGGAAAUUUUUUUAAAAAUUAAAUGAAUUGACACAAACACCUAUCUUCAAAUCAUACAUUUUGAGGUUAUAUAAGCAGUUUUUUUCUAUUUUAAAAGUUUUUUGUGAAAUUCACUUAAUACAAUUAAUGCAAAACGCAUAAGAUCAUCAAAGCAUCAUGUAUUAAAAUAUAAUAAGAAAGUUAAUCUACAGUUACUGGAAGAAGUCACAUUGAUAUGAAUCUAUUCUCAAUUUUCUCCAAAACGUUAAUAACUGUUGGUUUUUAAGGUCUCAAUGUUAUAAAAAAGGUCCGCUUUAUUAUAACAUCUACAAUAUCUAGAAAAUCAAGAUCAUCUUCAUAUAUGUCUUCUACAGCUUUUACUGCUGCUAUUUUUUGAAUUCUUUUAACACGGAAAACCAAAAGAAUAUAUUUUUACUUAUGAGAGCAGAGACAAUAAUAUUGUAUAAUACCUAUAGCGAAUAAUUAUUGUUUCUGCUGUGAAUUACCUGAAUUAUAGGUUAUAAACUGUUAAAUUAAAGAUGAAAUCAGUUUAAGCCCCCGAUUUCGGGGGUUUAAUUUAAUGAUAGAUUAAAGACUUUAAACUUGGCUUAAUACACAGUGCAAUUCAAAAAACAGAAUUAAGCCAGUGUUAACAUUUAAACUAUUUUUAACCUUACGGUGCAAGUAGCCAUUAGUCUUUUAUUACUACUUGAAAUUUCUACCAUAAUUAAAUUGAAACUGAAUUGCUGUUCCAAAAAGAAUGCCGUUAGGAUUAUUGUUGUAAAUAGUAAACAUAGAUUCUUAUUAUUUUCUUUACAGUUGGUAUACUAUAAAAAAAUUAUCUUUACAUGUCAGGUUUUUUAUUUAAGUUUAUAUGUUGUAUACUAUGAUUUUAGUUGCUGAAUAAAUGCGUUUAUUAAU